This is a messenger RNA of Cladocopium goreaui, 1401 nucleotides long. The record is from the annotation of a GenBank genome assembly. Lineage: Eukaryota; Dinophyceae; Suessiales; Symbiodiniaceae.
AUGCGGCCAGCCCUGCGACCCAACGACACCUUGAUGUGCUUGUUCGACGUGACUGCUCUGUCACUUGGUGUGGCCACCUCUCGUGGCACGCAGCUGGUGGAAGAUGAAGCGGAGCUACAGAGGCUGCGCGGGGCGCUGCUGACGCUGCGCAUCCACGGUGAAGAAGAGCUGCAAGUGGAGUGCAGUACCCUGGGAGGCGCCGUGGUGCUUUCACUGGAGCUUCCAGCGCAGUCCACUGUGGCAGAUCUGGAAGAGCGAAUGGUCACAGCACUGGGCGACAGCUGGAAAAACGCCAGCUUCUGGCUGGGGGAGCACCAGGUGUCGCAACAGUCCAGGCUGAUGAACUGUGACACCCUGGUGGUGAAGGAGGAGAAGGAUGCGUUGAUGACCUGCCUCAUCCAGCGCAACACCACGGUCCCCACCCGGAAGUCCAAGGUCUUCACCGUGGCAUCGCCAGGACAGCAGAGCGUUUGGCUUCAAAUUCUCGAAGGAGAGCUGCCCUUUGCCAAGGAUAACCAUGUGGUGGGCCAGCUCCGUUUGGAUGGACUCCAACCAGCCGCGGGGAUGGGGGACCGACCUCUGGUGGAAGUCGGAUUCGAUCUGGACGCUAAUGAUGUUCUGCACGUGACUGCCGCCGACUUGGGCUCAGGCGCCAGCUCCAAGGCCUCCUUUCCAUUCGACGCGCGCUGGCGCGUCCAUCCACAGGACUUGGAGCGUGCGGUGCAGCGCGCAGAGCAGGUCUGGAAGGUGAAGAGCACGAUCCAGGACAGGAGCGACCUGUUUGACCAUUGCUGUCAAGCUCUCCGCCAGCAACGUGGCGAUGAUGCCGAAACCACCGAGUUGCUGAAGAUGAUGGCAGUUGUGGAUGAAGCUGAUAUUGCUGACGAUGUUGACUACAAAGCCCAACUUCAAGCCUUGGUGGUGUUAACCUUGGAAGAUAUCGUGGAAGAGAUCAUUCAAGAGGAGAUCGUGGAUGAAACCGAUGUCUACGUGGAUGUGGAUCGGCGGUUGAAAAUCGGCGGCCGAGACACCACCAAUUUCAAUCUAGGUGUGUUCAACCCCAUUUGGCGCUCGAGGGGUGACAAGUUGAGCCUCGAAGAGGUGAAUGCGAUUUCUGCGCACCUCAUGCGUACAGCCUUUGCAGCAGGCAGCGCGGAGCUUGUGGUGUUUCUCUUCCGGGGAAAAGGCAAUGGCUGCGCCUUGCAAUAUGAGACCAUCACCUGGUUGGUGGGGGAAGCAGAGGUUGGAACGCCCAGCACCGUGGCGACCGUUGAUGUAGCCUCAGGUCCACUGGGUGCAAAACCUGAGCCGGAAUGCCCCUGUGGGAUUGGAUCCAAGCGACACGGAUUGGCCUCUUGGCGGAGAACCGGCAGACGGCACAAGGAGACGGAAGAUCCAUAG